UUAGAAGUCUUUCAAAGAGUGUACUAUAACGUUUUUCUUUCCAUAUAAAUACGUGCAAUAUUUAAUUAUUCAGAAAAUCUCACCGCCACCUCUUCACAUACAAUCGAAAUGCUGGUUUAUGUCUUUUUACUUGGGUACUUAGCCCAGUGCUUUGCACAAAGGGCCAAUCCAGGUUUAUGUCCUGAGCCAGAUGCCAUGCCCAAUUUCGAUGAGAAUAAGCUGAUCGGUGAGUGGUACGAGUGGGCUCGUAUCUCUAAUUAUUAUGAACCUGAUAAUGCUUGCGGAGUAAUCACAUACUACAGGGGUAAAGAUGGAUAUCUCGUUGAACAUGUCAGUUCCAUCAUUCGUCGAUCAGGCACUUGGAUUUUCUGGGAAGGCAAAAUGAUUCCGAAAGAUGAACAACCAAUUGCCCGCUACAACCUGACAUUUCCCGAAUAUUCACGAGACAAAGUAAUCAAAUCCACGUUUGUGGAUGCAAACUGGGGUUUUUGGGCAAUAAUGCAUUCCUGCAAACAGGAGAAAGGCCAGGCCGUGGAGUUCGUAUGGAUUUGGACAAAAAGUCCAAAAUUGCAGCAAAAGCAUCAGGACGAAAUUGCAAAUGCUCUUGGGAAACUCAAUUUAACUAUGCAAGACCUUUCAAUUAUUGAUCAUGACAAAUGUCCAAAUCAGAAAUGAAUAUGUUGAAGAAGUUCAAGUGAAAUAAUAAAAUCAGCAAUUUUCAUUUUUCAGUUCGA
Diachasma alloeum is the source of this 734-nucleotide messenger RNA. Its product is annotated as apolipoprotein D. The transcript has 4 exons. Lineage: Eukaryota; Metazoa; Arthropoda; Insecta; Hymenoptera; Braconidae. The coding region runs from base 109 to 675 and encodes 188 amino acids. The record is from RefSeq and is a predicted model, not a curated record.